AUGAAAAAAUUAAUCUUGCCAUACGCAUUUAGAGGAAUAGCAUUUGAUCACUUGUAGUUAUAUUAUCCUGGUAGGUUAGUAGAUAGACCAAAGGCUAUAUAAUACUUGGGUGAAGGCACUCAUACUUAGUUUUCUAGAGUUUAUUCAGACGUUUUAUAAGCAAUUGCAGAAGAUGAUAGAGAAUAUCUUGAAUCUAUCAUGGAAAAAAGAUUAUAUAAAAGAACUAUCGAAGGAAUAGAAUAAAUUUAAAAGAAAAAUAUGAAAAUUAACUAUUUAGAAGAUUCUCGUGCUAACUUUGAAGAAAUUUUUGAUAAAGAUGAAGAUGGAGAAGAUCUUAACAUUAAAAACUAAUAGGUUUCUUAGUUUGUUUAAAAUUAAAUUAUAAAUGCAACUCAAUACAAAGAAAUAGAUAUGAAAAUUAUGCUUGAAGCUCAUGGCGUUUUUGGCGCUCGUAUUAAUAGAGAAGAGAAUGUGGGAAAAGUAAUGGAAUUAAGAGGAAGAUUAUCUUCAAGAUCCUACUUUGUCAACUUUUCUAAUUUAAUGAAUCUCUAUCACAAUUAGAUUUUAUCAUUAAAUGUUUACUUCUAAACAACUAGAAGACUUUAUGUAACUGAUGAAGAUGGUGAUCUCAUCCAUGGUGAAGAUACUUUGAAUAAAGAAAUAAGUCAUGUAUGGAGAUUUGAAACAUACACUCCUAAUUUCGAUUGGGUUUUAACUGACAUGGAUACAUUUUUAGAAGGAAAUCCUUAUUAUAGAUAGCCACCUAACAAAGGACAAAACGAAGAAUAAACUAAUUCAAAUUGA
This is a messenger RNA of Tetrahymena thermophila SB210, 804 nucleotides long. RefSeq lists its product as hypothetical. NCBI's taxonomy places the organism in Eukaryota, Ciliophora, Oligohymenophorea, Hymenostomatida, Tetrahymenidae. The transcript has a single exon. The record is from RefSeq and is a predicted model, not a curated record.